Staurois parvus is the source of this 397-nucleotide messenger RNA. The record is from the annotation of a GenBank genome assembly. NCBI's taxonomy places the organism in Eukaryota, Metazoa, Chordata, Amphibia, Anura, Ranidae.
AAUGCCAGUUAUCCGCAUUCCUCUCCUCACGAGCUGUCACGCUGACAGCUCAGGGGACAUCUACACUGAUCAUCAGGGCACUGAUGAUCAAUGUAGCCUCAUCAAUGCCACCUGUCAGUGCCCAUCAAUGCCACCUGUCAGUGCCCAUCAGUGCACAUCAAUGCCACAUAUCAGUGCCUACGAGUGCACAUCAAUGCAACAUAUCAGUGCCCAUCUGAGCUGCCUUUCAGUGCCACCUAUCAGUGCCAGUCAGUGCCACCUAUCAGUGCCGCCUAUGAAUGCUGCCAAUCAGUGCCACCUAUCAGUGCCAGUCAGUGCUGCCUAUCAGUGCGCAUCAGUGACACUUAACAGUUCCAGUCAUUGCCACCACCUAACAGUGCCAGUCAGUGCCGCCUAU